AUUUCAGGUUAUGUUGUUAUAUCACGGUGUUUAUAUCUGAUUUCCUAAAAUUUUGGAAAUGAUGCAAGAAUUAAAUGCCCGAUUAGGUUCUAUGUUUAAUACCCUAUCGUCUUUAAGCAAACGAAGAUCAUUUAAGUAUGGUUUGCCCUUCAUUUUAUUUAUGGUUGGAGGAUCAUUCGGUUUGCGAGAAUGGACACAAAUCAGAUAUCAAUUUUCUAAGGUUAAAGGUGUGAGUAAAGAGGAAGCACAAAAAAUGGGACUUAACAAAGACAAGGAUGUCACUUUAGAACAAACUUAUGAAGAAAUACAAAAACUUGACAUAGACAACUGGGAGAACAAGAGAGGACCUCGUCCAUGGGAAACUAUUGAAGAAAAAAAGAAGUGAUCGGGAAGCAAUUCAAUAAAGUGUACUAUUCCUAUUAGUCAUAAACCACA
This is a messenger RNA of Spodoptera exigua (beet armyworm), 435 nucleotides long. NCBI's taxonomy places the organism in Eukaryota, Metazoa, Arthropoda, Insecta, Lepidoptera, Noctuidae. The record is from the annotation of a GenBank genome assembly.